GGUCUAUCGCGAACACGGAAAUACGCAAAUUGCGGUCAUCUUUAUCUGUCACUGUACAUCUUAAUCAGGAUUGGAUGGUUCUUUAUCAGGUCGUGGAUAUUGAUUCGUGUCCUUUCAGUUUUACACUAACAACAAAUCGGUAUUCGCGUAUUCAUUAACCAUUACAUUUCGUUACGACGUCAAAUCGAUGUCGCUGGAUAGCACAGAGUUGCUAGUGAACGAGCAUUUAGGUUUCGGGGUCUCCCGGCCCGAUGGACACCACAGAGUUUGAGUCUGAGAGCGCACAGGCCGAGCAUAUUGAUUAGGUCGCAAAGAAGAAUGAAUGAUCGAAUGAAGAACGAAUGCCAGACCGAGGACUCGCAAGGCCUGAGUGAGGUAGCUACGGCAGUUACUUUACAGUCUUUACACACUGGUAUCGGCGAAGCUAAGAGUGCACAGAACGGUCAGAUAAACCAUCAGGUGAAGGGAGAAGAGACUGAGCAGACUGUAUGAGAAACAUGAGGAGAAAGAAGAAUUAGUGCUGGGCUCUGAAAAGAAAGUGGUUGUAGUGCAUCAAGAAAUCAUGGUCCCAGGGAUGACCUGCUCUGUCCAACUUGAGCACAUGCAUGUGGACAUGCAGCUCCGUACAUAUAGGAUUGGUGGCCACAUUUAUGAUUUCCUGCAUUUCCCGAGUAGCACCGACAGUACAGGAGAAGAAAAUACAAAGAAUCAAGCUCAACAUAAAUCCAAAACCAAGCCACCAGAACAGAUUAUAAAGAAUGAAAUCCCAUUUCAUCAUCAGGAAAAGCAUCUUACAAAGAAGCUACACAAAUGUGCCUAUUGUACUUACUCCAGCAACAAUAAGGCACAUUUAAAUGUUCAUGAAAGAAUACACACAGACGAAAAAGUCGAAAAACCUCACAAAUGCUCCUAUUGUACCUACGCUUCAUGUUAUAAAAGUCUUGUAAAAAUACACGAGAGGAUACACACGGGAGAAAAACCUUACAAGUGUAACUAUUGCAGUUACGCUAGUUCCACGAGUAAAGUUCUAAGAACACAUGAAAGAAUACACACUGGUGAAAAGCCCUAUCAGUGCGACUACUGUCCUUACGCGAGUGCUAAGUCAAGUGGAUUAAAGCUCCACGUAAGAACACACACAGGUGAAAAGCCUUACGAAUGUAAAUACUGCGGGUACAGAUUUGCUAAUAAAAGUCAUGUGACAACUCAUGAAAGAAUACAUACCGGUGAAAAGCCAUACAAAUGUAACUACUGCAGCUACGCGACUGCCCAUAAAAGCGAUUUAAAUGUUCAUGAACGGACCCACACUGGCGUGAAACCAUACACAUGUAACUACUGCGAUUAUGCUAGUUAUUUAAAAAGCACUAUAAAAGUCCACGAAAGAAAGCAUACUGGUGAAAAGCCAUACAAAUGUACUUAUUGUAGUUACACUAGUGCCCAAAAAGGGCAUUUAAAGGUACAUGAAAUUAUACACACUGGUAUAAAACCCUACAGAUGUGACCAAUGUAAUUUUGCUAGUGUGUUCAAAGGCAGUUUACUAGAACACAAAAAGGUCCACUUGCAACAACAAUUGACGGACUGAACAAUAGCAAACUGAAAAUUUUAACACAUUCACUGCCAGACAAAAAACGGCGCACUACCCCAGAAACCGGUGGUCUAUAGCUGCGUACAAAACAACCCGCCCAGCGGGUUGUCCGGCAUCUGAACAAAGUUCACGAGCGCCCAUCAGGUGGGUUCCCGGCAGUGAAUGUGUUAAAAUACCAUUUUUUUUUAUACUACGUCGAUACGGCCCGCCUGAUGGUAAGCAGUCUCCGUAGCCUAUGUACGCCUGCAACUCCAGAGGAGUCAACCUUACUCGCCAGCAAGAACACAAACUAUGAGAAUUUUGCGGACACUUUGACGCUGUCACACGGUGUGGUGCAACUGACAUUAUUAAAGCGCUUAUUAUGUAAAUAUGUUGGGUUUUUUGGGUUCGUGAUUCCGAGUGUCAUAAAUGUAUAGGAGACCGGGCAGGAGGAGUAUUAGUGAAACGCGUGAUAGCCGGUUGAAUAAUGAAUCCGCAGCCAAAUAACACUAGACCCUACUCAUAGUGUUGUGUUCCUGUCGGUGAGUAAGGUUGCCAGAGCUCAACGAGGGGGGAAGGGGGUUUGGGUUGGCAACGCCCAUGUAACUCCUCUGGAGUUGCAGGUGUACAUAGGCUACGGAGACUGCUUACCAUCAGGCGGGCCGUAUGCUUUUUUGCCACCGACGUAGUAUAAAAAAAAUGAACAUUUAUUGUAUUGAACUGCCGCCUUAUAUACUAUUUCCGAUAUGGCUAAAAACAGAAAGAUAGGUAUCCAAUAAUAUUAAUAUGUAUUCUACCCUUCGACUAAAAUCGCGUUGGUAGCGAUCGCAAUAGGAUGUCUUCUGUCUAAUCUUCUAACACGUAAGACGGGUAGAUCAAAAUGCAGCAAUUUGGGAUUACCCUGCCGGAGACUCACUACUACGUAUGUGAGAGCAGCACGCCCUGUCUUCUGUCUCGCUCCAACUGCCGCAUAAAUAUGAGCGCGGCGCCCGCGCGCGCUUCAGUUGACUCCGGCCGUCGAUGCAAACGCAUGUCCAAGGUUUCAAGGUCAUACAGAACUGAUACUUUUGUAAAAUAUUAUUGAUCUCUUAAACUUAUAAAACUAGUUAAGUAAAUAUUUAUAACUUAUAAGUAGUAUAUAAGUUAUUUUAAUAAUACUUUUAAGAUCGCUUUAUUUACAUAAUAGCUAUAUACAGAUGUAUUACUAGUAAUAGCUAGCUUUAAUCUAAAAUAGGUCCUUGAGGCAUUGUACCAAGGAUGCUGGCGGCAUUUCCUCGUUGUAUCGCAAUACUGAUACGUUGUGCGAGGAAGCCGCCAGCUCUUCGAUCAACAGUUACGUCAACCAGACGCUUCGGGAUUUCUGCAAAAAACUUAGUUUAGUAAUUUAGGCCAUGAGAGACUGUAUUAUUUUAUAACUUAGUUUACUUACCAUGGUGUAUUUUAUAAAAUUAGGUAAUAAAAAAUAGUAAAUAAACGAUAAUUAUGACUAGGUAA
Messenger RNA from Cydia pomonella (codling moth), 3055 nucleotides. RefSeq names its product zinc finger protein 239-like. Lineage: Eukaryota; Metazoa; Arthropoda; Insecta; Lepidoptera; Tortricidae. The coding region runs from base 563 to 1579 and encodes 338 amino acids. The transcript has 4 exons. The record is from RefSeq and is a predicted model, not a curated record.